This is a messenger RNA of Acanthochromis polyacanthus (spiny chromis), 2318 nucleotides long. RefSeq names its product coiled-coil domain containing 181 (gene ccdc181). The coding region runs from base 167 to 1624 and encodes 485 amino acids. The record is from RefSeq and is a predicted model, not a curated record. Gene Ontology annotation, molecular function: microtubule binding. The transcript is spliced from 6 exons. Lineage: Eukaryota; Metazoa; Chordata; Actinopteri; Pomacentridae.
GGCGACGGCUGUAUUAAAGCUUUGAGAGCAGAUUACGAGGACAGGUGUUGCUCCGCAGACUGCAGCGUGUUUGUGGGUCAGUUAGCGAAACUGUCCGUCUGAAUGAUUCUGCUGCGGAUUUUUACUGAACUGAAAACUGCACAGGAACCAGCAGCAGUGGUGGAUUAUGAGUGAGGCAUCUGGAACGAAGUCUCAGGAGGAAUAUGAAGACGACUUUGAGAAGGAUCUGGACUGGCUGAUCAGUGAGGAAGGACACAGUGAGGACCAGGGCCCCGACUACGAGGACAUCGAGGCGGAAAUCGACAAAGAACUGGAAGAAGAUGAGAAGGUGAAGGGGGUGAAAAGGAAGCAGAAAAGAGGGAAUAAAAGUGAGAAGCUGGAGGAAGACGAGGAGAGAUGGCCAUCACCGAUGGAGCCGCUGGAGUUCGAUUCGGACCGAGACAGUCCGAGCAAAUCGCCGCCAACAAUCCCUCCUCCUCCAGAGAUGGAUGAGCAGACGGACGAGGAGAAGAAGUACAUCCUGGAGAAGAUCCAGCAGGCAAACCGGGAGCUGCAGGACCAGGAGGCUCCUGACAUAACGAGACGAAGGAGGCUGCAUUUUAAGGAGACACUGGUAGACCUGGUGGUUCCUCCAGAGAAGGAUGGCAAAGAGGUGGAAGUAGAGAAAACCACAGCGGAGGCAGAGAGCGAAGUUUCAGGGAAGUUGUCUGAGUUGAAACUUUCUCCUCGAGAUGAAACGAGGAGCAACGAUGGAGGUCAGGGGUUAAAGGAGGGCCGAGUCCUCGUGGAGAAGGAUGGGAAGUUUGAUCUGGUCAGCCUGAAGGAGGUGGAGAGUCAAGGCCUCCUUCCUCCCAUAACUAACUUCAGUGACUAUUCACACUCCUCCCAGCAGAAGAUCCACACCUCCUCCUCCUCUUCCUCCUCCCUUCGUCAGAGCAUCGACCACCUCCGAGCCCCCAGACCUCCAGCUCAGCCCCGGAGCAGACCCAGCUCGGCCAGCCACGGCCAGAGAGGCAUCCAGAGGAGGAGCAGCCAGCGGCGGGUCCAGUCGGCCACCGGAGCCCCCUGCCAGCCCACCUACACCCUGUCAGCUGAGCAGAAGAAGCUGCUGCAGAAGGUCCAGGAGAGGAGGGAGAAGGUGGCCAGAGAGACGGAGCAGAGGAAGCGUGAGGAAGAGGAGCUGAAGAGGCAGGAGAACGAGCUGGCCUUCAAAGCCUGGCUGAUGAGGAAGAGGGAACAGCUGCAGGAGGAGAGGAGGAUCCACCGAGCCCAGGAGAUAGAGAAAAUUAACUCCACAAAAGACUUCAGUGACCCGGAGGACGCCUUCAGGUCGUGGCUUCAGAGGAAACAGGAGCAGCAGCAGAAGGAGAAGCAGCUGGUGGAGCUGAAGAGGCUGGAGGAGGACAGCAGUUACCUUCUACGGAGCCGAGAGGAGUGUGAACGUGCCUUCAAACUCUGGUUGAGGAGGAAACGGGCGGAGAAGCGAGCCGAGCAGCAGGCGGCACGAGAGCGGUCCAGGAGGCUGGUUCUGGAGGAGCGACGGGCCCGACGCAUGAAGGAUCUGCUGUGUAUCAACGAAACCAAACCGUUCAGGUUCAACGAGCAGCUGGUCUACCGGUUCUGAUGCAAACACGGAACCUAAGAACCAACACAGAGAUUCUCAAAACCCAACACAUACCCUCAGAACCAACACAGAACAAAACACAGACCCCCCAAAACAACAUAGAACCAAACACCGACCCCUAGAGCCAACACAGAACCAAACACAGACCCUCAGAACCAACACAAAACCAAACACAUACCCUCAGAACCAACAUAGAACCAAACACAGACCCCCAGAACCAACACAAAACCAAACACAUACCCUCAGAACCAACAUAGAACCAAACACAGACCCCCAGAACCAACACAAAACCAAACACAUACCCUCAGAACCAACAUAGAACCAAACACAGACCCCCAGAACCAACACAAAACCAAACACAUACCCUCAGAACCAACAUAGAACCAAACACAGACCCCCAGAACCAACACAAAACCAAACACAUACCCUCAGAACCAACAUAGAACCAAACACAGACCCCCAGAACCAACACAAAACCAAACACAUACCCUCAGAACCAACAUAGAACCAAACACAGACCCCCAGAACCAACACAAAACCAAACACAUACCCUCAGAACCAACAUAGAACCAAACACAGACCCCCAGAACCAACACAAAACCAAACACAUACCCUCAGAACCAACAUAGAACCAAACACAGACCCCCAGAACCAACACAAAACCAAACACAUACCCUCAGAACCAACAUAGAAC